AUACUAUCACAAUGCAAAACAAAUUGAAAUAAAUGUGCAGUAGUUUAAAUAGUUGUAGGAAGCGGCUUAAAUUUCUUUUAUAGUGAACGAUAAUUUGAGUUUCGUGCAUUCGAUUGCAAUACCACUCCCAUCGCAAGUAGCUCACGUCAGAUGCAUGUGUGCGUGUGUUAAAAUUUCUACACUAAUACACCAACAUCACCCACAUUGCUGCGGCAGCACUCUUAAUACAAAAAGAUGAAAAUGCUACCAGCUUUUUACUAUAAUGCGCCGUUUUAUAACAGUAGCACCUAAGACUUGAUUUACAAACAAUACGCACCAAAUAAUUGAAUCAAACGCACACCAAUUUGAGCAGAAAUUUUAGAAAUUUCUGCUUGGAAAUGUCUAAAAAUCACAGAGCGAAAUAAAACUUGACCGAGAAUACACUUGCCUUUGAAAAAACUGCAAAUUCACCAACGCUGAAAAUGAACGCAAUGCUGAGCGUGCCCGUAUGCUAGAGCAGCAGCACUAUAACAUGCUAUGGUGGGUUCUUAUACGGCAUUCAUAUGCUGCCACGUCUUGUCCACAAGCGAGGCCGGUGUGUUGAAUUUAGAGAUGAUAACAAGCGUGACAUGCUAGAUAUUCCAAUCGAUUUACAGAAUGUUUUAUCCAAAAACUCCAUUUUAUGGUAAAGGAUUACUACUAGAAAAUCAAAUUCUUAAAGUAAACUCCCACGAAUUGAACAAACUAUUACCAUGGCUCUGCAAGACGCCCCGCACUACAACAUAUCGCAUCAACACACUACGCACCAGUGUGGCGGACUACAAACUGAAAUUGGAAACCAAAUUAAGCGCGCUUUAUGGUUCGUCAGCUCCUCUAGUUUAUGGGUUGAAGGAAAUACCUGAAAUGCUGUGCAUUUCACCUUUGGACACAACAACGGAUAAUAAAUAUGAUGACUGCCGCAAGGAGCUUAUUGUUGACACCAGUUGCGGCGCUGCGGUAUUGCGUGGCGCACACAUUUAUGCUCCUGGCGUGUUGGCCAUGGAAUCUGGCACUCAGCUUCAUGAACUUGUAAAUGUGUUCGCCGAUUUGCCAGGCAAAUGUAAGCGGGGCACAGCAACGCGCUACGACUGCAAUGAGAAGAUCUUCAUAGGUGUGGGUGAGGUGCUCAUGCAACGCCAUCAGCUGUACAACAACAAGGAACAACCAGCUUCGGGAAUUGCUGUGCGCAUGCAAACGAAUGUAAGUGGAGUUCCCACAUUGGGAGAUCUAAGUGAUGAAGAUGCACUGCUCCAGAACUUGCCCUCAAUGGUAUGUGUAAGGGUGCUAGAUCCUCAGCCGGGUGAACGCAUUCUUGAUAUGUGCGCGGCACCAGGCAACAAAACAACACACAUGGCCGAACUGAUGUGCAACAGAGGCACCAUAAUUGCCCUGGAUAACUCAGCGAGUCGUGUGCGCUCUAUGACAGAGAAGCUUGCCAAUUACACCUGCAUUACGGCGCAUCAAUUUGAUGCUACAAAAGCAUGGGAUGACAACAGUGAUAUAGAUUCAAUAGCUCCGCCAUUUGCAUCCGGUAGCUUUGAUCGCAUACUAUUGGAUGCACCCUGCAGUGGAUUGGGAAAUCGUCCGCAGCUCUGUUGCAACAUUAAGCAACCCAAGGUGCUUCAAUCCUAUCCACAUAUACAGCGCAAUAUACUAUCUCAGGCUGUGCCCUUGCUCCGUCCUGGUGGCAUCCUUGUCUACAGCACCUGCACCGUCACCGAGGCUGAAUGUGAGGAGAUCGUGUCCUGGGCUUUGCGCAAAUACACUGAACUGCAGCUAGUGGAUGCGACACCGAAACUGGGUGCACCUGGUCUACCAUUGCCAGGUCUGGAAGCUGCUCAGUGCGACCUUCUGCAGCGCUUUGGGCCAAGUCGUGAGAAUCGUAUGCAAAACUUGGAUACUGUCGGCUUCUUUAUAGCCAAAUUUCAGAAGAAGCGAGAGAUUAGUUAGAACUAAGCAACUUACUGUAAUAACUAUGAUUGAAAGCUAUAAAAUAGAAUAAUAUAUAAAAUUAAUGUAUCGGAACUGUA
Molecule: messenger RNA, 2048 nt
Organism: Drosophila mojavensis
Lineage: Eukaryota; Metazoa; Arthropoda; Insecta; Diptera; Drosophilidae
Product: tRNA (cytosine(72)-C(5))-methyltransferase NSUN6
Exons: 2
Coding region: 637-1968 (443 amino acids)
Biological process (GO): RNA methylation
Molecular function (GO): methyltransferase activity; RNA binding
Source: RefSeq, a predicted model, not a curated record